Eublepharis macularius is the source of this 7946-nucleotide messenger RNA. It is a transcript of the gene LY75, whose product is annotated as lymphocyte antigen 75. The transcript has 41 exons. Gene Ontology annotation, cellular component: plasma membrane; signaling receptor complex. Gene Ontology annotation, molecular function: signaling receptor activity. Bases 1 to 6015 code for a protein of 2004 amino acids. Lineage: Eukaryota; Metazoa; Chordata; Lepidosauria; Squamata; Eublepharidae. The record is from RefSeq and is a predicted model, not a curated record.
AUGACGAGGGCGCGCCGGCGCUCCCCGCUCACCUGCUGGGCGCCUCUGGUCGCAGCUUUGUGCUGUUGCGUGCGCUGGAUUGCCUCAGAUGACAAUGUUUUUACUAUUCAACAUAAAAAGACCAACAAAUGCAUCCAAGUUAAAAGCCUGCAGAUAUUAGCAGGGGAUUGCCAUGAGUCAAAAGAAGCCCUAUGGACAUGGGUCUCCCAACAUCGCCUUUUUAACUUGGGAUCCCAGCGGUGCCUUGGACUAGAUAUUACCAAAACCAGCAAACCUUUGAAAAUGGUAGAAUGUGACUCAAAUCUUAUUAUGUGGUGGCGAUGUGCUGAUGACUUAAUACUUACUGCAAAUGAGAACAAGUUGACUUUAAAGGAGGAAUAUGUUACUGCAAGCAAAGACUCUUCUGACAGCUGGAGAAGAAACAAUUCCAGUGAUGUUAUUUGUAAAUAUCCCUAUCAAGAGACUUUUACAAGGGAAGGGAACUCCUAUGGAAAGCCCUGCGAGUUCCCCUUUCUAUUUAAUAACACAUGGCAUUACGACUGCAUACGCAAUGACAUGUUCGCAGAUGGAGAAUGGUGCUCCACUACCUACGAUUUCAGUCAAGAUAGAAAAUGGGGAUACUGCUUAAAACCAGAGGAUGGUUGUCGGAAUACUUGGGAAUAUGAUGAGGCUUCUGGGAGUUGCUACCAGUUCAAUGCCCGGGCUUAUCUAUCUUGGAAAGAAGCUUAUGUUUCGUGUCAAAGGCAAGGUGGAGAUUUGCUGAGCAUCACCAACACAUCUACAUUAAGCUACUUUAAAGAUAAAGAUGGCAUUGCGGAGAUAUUUUGGAUUGGGUUAAACCAACUGGACAUUUAUGGAGGCUGGCAGUGGUCAGAUCACACACCCUUGAACUUGCUUAACUGGAGCCCUGAGAUGCAGAAUUCAUCACCUCUAGAUGGGACAAGUUGUGUGGUUAUGAAUGCUGACUCAGGCCUCUGGAAGAGUUACCCUUGUGAGACUGCACUUCCUUAUGUCUGCAAAAAACAAUUCAAUAGCUCCAAAUCAGAGUUUCCAGAUCAUCAAGACUAUGUGGAGACCCAGUGCGAUUCCAACUGGCUUCCUCACAAUGGGUUUUGCUAUACGCUAAUGAACACAGCUGCUCCUUGGGAAUAUGCACAGCUGUCUUGUAAAGCAAAUAAUAGUAACCUAAUCAGCAUACAUUCCUUAGCAGAUGUUGAAUUGGUUGUUACCAAACUUCAUAAUGAAACAAAUGACAAAAUAUGGAUUGGUUUCAUAAAUGAGAACACGCCAGCCUCAUUCACAUGGACGGAUGAUUCCAAAGUAGUAUUCACUUAUUGGGAUCAGAAUGAGCCAAAGGUUCCUUUUAAUAACACUCCUAAUUGUGUGGCCUAUUCAGGAAAGUUGGGUCGAUGGAAAGUCCUUCCUUGUGAAAAUCUGCUUAAAUAUGUGUGCAUGAAAAAAGGAAAGGUUUUGAAUGAAACAUCUGGUAAAGAUUGUUCUGAGGAAUGGAAGAGACAUGGAAAUUUUUGUUACAAGAUUGGGUCUGAUAAAGUGUCCUUUGGAACUUACUGCAAUCUCACUAUAGAAAACAGAUUUGAGCAAGAAUUCAUAAAUAGUUUGAUUAGAAAACACAGCAGAGUUGAAGAGAGAUAUUUCUGGACUGGCUUGCAAGACCUCGACUCUUCAGGAGAGUAUAGAUGGGGAAAUGGAGAUGAAAAUACUGUAAAGCUAACAUAUACAAACUGGGAUCAUUUCCAGCCAGAAUUUUCUGGAGGAUGUGUGGCUAUGGAAAGUGGAAAACACCUCGGAAAAUGGCAAGUCAAGUCUUGCAGUACAUUUAAAGCUUACUCUAUUUGCAAAAAAUACAUUGGGCCCCCACGGCCAACAGAAGCACUGCCUAAAGUUACUGACCCUUGUCCUCAAGGAUGGCUCAGCGGAUCAGGCCUUGCCUGCUAUAAGUUAUUCCGUAAGGAAAGAGUGCUGAGAACCAGAACUUGGGAAGAAGCAGAGAGGUUCUGUGAGGCUCUUGGCGGACAUCUUCCUAGUUUUAGCAGCAAGGGAGAAAUGAGUGACUUCCAUGAUAUGCUGAGGACUCUCAUCAGUGAUGACCGAUGGGUCUGGGUUGGGUUAAAUAAGAGGAAUCCAGAAAAUCUGGGAUCAUGGCAGUGGAGUGAUGACACACCUGUAUCUACUGUUGUUAUGCCCCAUGAGUUUAAAGAAGAUGACUAUGAUGUCAGAGACUGUGCAGCUUUCAAGUCUCCUAGAGCAAGACGAAGACCAUACUGGUCUCCUUAUCUUUUUGAGGACAGAGAAUAUUUCUAUUUAAAACGUUUCCGUUGUGAUGCUAAACUGGAAUGGGUCUGCCAGACCACUAAAGGUACUAAGAUAAAGACUCCAGAGUGGUACAAACCAGAUGAAGAUGGAAUUCAUGGAGCUCCACUGAUCAUUGAUGGGUCUGAAUUCUGGUUUGUGGCAAAUAAGAACCUGACCUAUCAAGAAGCUGCUCUUUACUGUUCUAAUAAUGAAAGCGGUUUGGCUUCUCUGGACUCUUUCACAGAACUUACAGGAAUCCUAAACAGAAUAGCAAACUUAUCAGAUAAGUGGCAGAAUUGGUGGGUGAAAUCUGUGGUUCCUGCAAGUCACUUCCAUUCAUGGUUUCCAAUAUAUUCAGACUAUCAUGAACAACAUAGCAGGAAUUGCUGGCAUAUUUCAUAUCACAGCUGGUACAGAGACCUCAGAAUAAACUGUAAUUCGAAACUCCCUUUCAUCUGUGAGAAAUACAAUGCAUCUCUAUUGGAAAGACAUGAUCCAGAUUAUAAACCACCACAAAAAAAAUGUCCUGAUGGUUGGCAAGUUUUUCAGAAUAAGUGUUUUCAAACUACAACCCCUCAGUAUGUAACAUUUAAAGCAGCAAAUGAACAAUGUGAAACACUUGGAGGCUUUCUUCCUUCAAUUAAAAACCAAGCUGAACAAGAUUUUAUAACAUCCUUGCUUCCUAAUAAGCCAAAAAACAUUUGGAUUGGUUUGCAGUUUCUGUUGAAGACACAGGAAAGCAAGUGGAUAGAUGGCAGUGAAGUACAGUACACCAAUUUCCACCCAUUGAUCCGGGGAAGAGUAAGGAAGAUUUUAAUUGAUGUAUUUAAUGAGGAAGUGACCAACCAAUGUGGUGUUUUGCUCAACAAUCCCAACUCAUUGUACAUCGGGGCUUGGAAUUUGACUUCUUGUGCUGAUACCCAAGCGGUGGCUAUAUGCCAGAGGAAGGAAGAUGCUGUGCCUGUUAAGGACCAAGCACAAGAAAUGCUUAAUAUCACCAAGAACUACUUAAAUGUCACAUAUACCGUAAUUCUGCAGAACUUGACCUGGUAUGAUGCCCUAAAGGAAUGCCAGCUGAACAAUAUGCAGCUGGUUAGCAUCACAAAGCAAUACCAGCAGGCUUUUCUGGCGGCUCAGGCUGCCCAUCAUCAAUCUGCAUUGUGGAUCGGACUCUCCAGCAAAGAUGAUGGAAUUCACUAUCAGUGGUCAGAUGGAAAGCACAUUAGUUUUAGUUACUGGUCUGAAGAAGAAGAUGAUGAUGCAGAUGACUGUGUCUACUUGGACAGUGAUGGAUUCUGGAAAACAUCUGAAUGUGCUGUAGAAAAACCAGGAGCUGUUUGCUAUCUACCAGGAAAUGAAACAGUGGAAACAGAAACAUAUGGGUCUAUUAAAUGUCCACAUAAGGUUAAAAAUACACCAUGGAUUCCAUUCCAAAACAAUUGUUAUGCAUUCGUGAUAACAAAGGAUAGAUGGAAGGAAAUGAAAUCCAAUGAAGCUCACCAUUUAUGCAAGACAAUGUAUGCCAAUGCCUCCGUCUUGAGUAUCAAGGAUGAGAAAGAAAAUAGUUUUGUUGUUGAGCAGCUUCACUCAUUCAGUGGCCUUGCUAACUGGGUACGAUUAGGUCUACUUUAUGAUAAGAACGAUAUGCUUCUAAAGUGGUAUGAUGAAACAUACCCGUCUUUCAAUAAGUGGAGACUAGGGAGACCUUAUAUAAAGAAUAAUAACUUUGUUGCCGGUGUUAACUUGGAUGGCUUAUGGGAUAUUUACAAUUACUCUGACAAGUGGCUGCCGAUGCAUUUUAAUCACUACAGUGUCCUUGUCUGUAAAAUAGAAAUGGAGACUAAAGAGGACAAAUCACCACUGCCUAAGAAGCAACAGUAUGGAAACAACACAUACUGGAUUCUUCAAAAGAAGCUCAGUUGGUACGACGCAUGGAAAGAAUGCAAGCAAAAUGGAAGUGAUUUAGCUAGUAUACACAGUGAAUCGCACCAGCUGUUUCUGGAAGACAUUGUAAAGCAUGAUGGAUUUUCAUUGUGGCUUGGUUUAUCCAGUCAUGAUGAGAGCGAGUCUGAUUUUGAAUGGUCUGAUGGAAGCUCAUUCGAUUAUAAACCCUGGGAAUAUGAGACUCCACGCUCUCGUGGAGAUUGUGUUUUUUUGAACACAAAUGGAUUUUGGAAUCAUAGGAAGUGCCAAGAUGUUCUUGAUGGAGCUAUUUGCUACUCCCCACCAGAAAAAAGACAGUCAAUGCAAAUUGGAGGGUUCACAACAUGUCCAAAAACUACUAGUGGAUCAUCGCAGUGGAUACAUUAUAAUGAUAAUUGUUACGCCUUCGGUGUAGAAUUUUACAAUUUUUCAAUAUACACUGCAGAUGAUGCAGUAAAAGUCUGCCAGAAGCUUGACCCUUCUGCAACACUUUUGACUAUAAAGGAUGAAAAAGAAAAUACAUUUGUUACCACAUACUUAAAAGAACAUUACUUUUUAACGAAAAGAGUAUGGCUUGGAAUGCGUAUUAGAGCUCUGAAUUUAAGAUGGAGAUGGCUUGAUGGCUCAGAAGUUGAAUAUACCAACUGGGGAAAUGAAAAUGAAAAUGCCACUGGUAAAUGUAGUAUUAUUUCAUCCACAAGUGGAACAUGGACCAAAACUGACUGCUCAAAAGGCCGAAGCAGAGUUGUUUGCAAGGUUCCUCAAAGUUCUCAUAAAGCGGGAGUGGUGAUAGCUUUUGCUAUUAUAAUUGUGCUGGCCUUCCUUGCUGGACUGGUAUGGUUCCUGUAUAAGAAGAAACGACUGCAGUGGGCUGGUUUCUCUUCAGUACGUUAUGAACGGGGAAUGUACGAAGAUGAAAAUGAUAGCAUGUUUACCAGAGACGAUGACCAAUGGCCGAGACUCGCCCACCCCGUCAAGGCCGCCCCCUCCGACCAGCCCGCGGUGGGUGGCGUCUGGGAGCUGCGGGCGGCUGCUGGGUCUUCGAAGACGCGCAGCGUCCGCGCAGAAGCCUGUUUGGCCAUGGGUGGCCCUUUGCCCCCAUACUCCUGCCUCCUGGGCGGCCUUCUCCUGGCUGCCGCGUUGCCCUCCCAAGGAGCAGACGCAUGUCUUCCUUCCUCUUGGAUGUCAUUUGGAAGUAGCUGCUAUGUUUUACUUCGAGGAACGUUGGAGAGUAUUGAUGAUGCCAGAGAGUUCUGCAAAGCCAAUGCCUCUGGAGCCGACAUUGUUAGCAUCAAUAAUAAAGAGGAAAAUACUUUUAUCUUGAAAACCUUCCAGACCCAUUGGCAUGGUCCUGAAUAUAUUGCAUUGGGCAUGUUUUAUGAUACUGAUGAUGGUGUUUUUAAAUGGUAUGAUGAAUCAAAAGUGAAUUUUACAAACUGGAUGGAGGAAGGAAGUAGCAACUUGCUCCUGGAUACAUGUGCUACAAUGCACACUACAUCGGGUGAAUGGAAAAAAACAAGUUGUGAACAUCUCCCACUGACUGAGAUCAUUUGUGAAGCUACCACUGCUUAUGAAAAGAAAUAUUUACCAAAUAAAACCUGGACAACACUCACAGUAAUUACUUCCACCGUCAUUGUAUCAGUCUCUGCAGCAUUUCUCUGGUUCCUGUACCAAAGGAAGGUUUCUUCUACUACAUUUAUGGCCCGCAAUUUCUCCAGCCGAGUACCGUGUAACGAUGAAACUGUUCUCAUAGAUGAGGAAAAUGAAUAUACAGCCUAAACUGCAGUUAAUUAUAAAGACAUAAGGACAUAAAGGAACAACAGGAUUGUCCUAAGAGCAGUCCUACGAGGAAAUUUAAAGGGGUGGACAAUAAUAAUCUAAGCAUCUUCCAUACUGAGUUGUACUUUCUCACAGGAAGCCAUUCCCCGCAUUUAUGAAAGAUUCCAGAAAUGGUAUGCGAUUCUUUUGGGAUACUGACCAUCUCGAGUGGGGAACAAAAACUGAUAUACCGGGUCUUUUAGAACUCCUGUUGUCAGCUCCCUUGAAACCAACACCCACCCUCAGCUUGGACUCCCACACUUUCCUGCACAGGCAAACAGGGAGAGGGAUUGUUGCUUGCCUGCUCUCCUGCCUGCCUGCUUUCCGUUUCCCCAUCUGUCCCUCUCACCACUAUGCCCACCUCUUCCCCCUUUCCCCACCCAUCUGUCCAUGACUCACCAGGCCCCCUCCCUGCUGCUCUGCCUCUUCUCCUUUCUUACCGCUGCUACUGCUGUGACUGCUGGGCUGCUUGCCCCUUCACGAUGGUACCCUCCCAUUUCCAGUGUUGCUGCUGCCCAUUCCCAUUUUCUCAGCAGAGGCUCCUGGUCCUCUUCCCCUGCCUGUCUACCACACAACUGCUGCCAUCUGGCUAAAGCUGAGGGGACAGAGGCUCCAGUAGCUCCCGGUCCAUCUCCCUAGCAGCUUGAGUGGCAGUGGUGGCAGGGUUGUCAUUGGCUCUGGGUGACCUAAUGUGCUUGCUGGGACAACAACUCCCCCCCCUUCUCUACACAUGUGCAAACAACAUUCCAGUCUUUCGAAGGGGAUUUACUCCUCCCUCCAUGCUUUGUUGCCUUUCAGAUUUUUCUGGAAGCCUAGGGGGGUCCUCAAGUUUGGAAAAAAUAUGUUUUCUGCCAACAUGACCCUGAUCUAUGGAUUUAACUAUCCACAGAUGGGCCAUGUUGACUAUUAGAUAUACUGAUAUAUAUUAACAGAUUAAUUAUAUUGAGCAUGAUACAGCCAAUCAUAAAGUUGCUUCAGUCUCUCCAACUAAAAUAGUAAUUCUUCAGUGCUUAAAAUUAGUUGGAUCAUGUCCAUGUCCAUUGUUUAUAGUAACCCUGUAUAGUAACCCCAGUCCAGGAAAAGCAUAGGAUUUGCCCUGAUUACAACAGUGGGGUAAAAGAACUCUUCCACAUUUAAAUGUAGAAAAGGGCAAAAGUCCAAUAGCCUCUAUAAGGCUAACAAAAUUUGUGGUAGGGUAUGUCACAGCUCAUACCCUACCACCCUACCACAAAUUUUGUUAGUCUUAUAGAGGCUAUUGGACUUUUGCCCUUUUCUACUGCUACAGACAGACUAACACAGCUACCAUCUUGAUAUAUCUACAUUUAAAUGUAUAUGAAUAGCAAUUUUUGAUCAAAUGUUAUUGUGCUCUUACUUUAAACGGUUAAGAGGUUACACACCUGAAAGAGGAGUUCUGGUUCAGAUCUGUAGCUAGUAUAACAGUAACAAAUGGUCUGAAGAAAGGAAGGCAAUUAGCCACUUUAAUUAGACAAACGUCAUUUAUUGUUGAAUUGUCUUUUUUAUUGGAAUCCUCCGCAAAAGCCAGUGGGCUUGUUCCAUGUCUGUUCACAUCACUUUGGUGAUGUGUCCACACACCACGUAGGAAGUGGUGCGUGGACAAAGAUGCAGCUGCCCUUUUACAGGCCUUUGGCCCUGUUGCAGUCUCUGAAAUGGUGUGGCAUGCAAAUAUCAAAACCUGUGGAUUACACUUUGUAACUGAAGUCCCGUGCACUCUGCAAGUAUUUCUCUGAUUAACUUUGUAACUGAAUGUCAAUUAUGUCUGCAUUACGACAGACAAGAAAAAGCCAUAAUGAAUUACUGUAAUUUCCAUCUAUAUUUUUAUAUGUAUUUUAAUACUUGAAAAUUGUUAAAUAAAGAUUUGUUUUUAUGAGCAA